AUGGACGACCCCAUCAACGACAUCCCCCAAAUCAUCUACAACCUCACCACCGCCCCCUCCUCGCUCCAACAAAAAACCCUCGAACGCUACUUCACCCCGGACGCCUCCUUCACCCACCCCUUCUGCGCCGUCCACAACAACCGGCAAGCCAUUCUGAGGAUCUUCCAAUGGUACAAGAUCCUCUCGCCUGAUAUCAAGAUUCGGAUCAACUCCGUCGCUUACGAUCAAGAACACAUGACCUUAUACGUCAACCUCUCCCAACUCUUCGCCAUCUGGUUCAUCCCCUUCCACCGCUCCCCCGUCACCCUCACCACCGUCCUCACACUCGCCCACGGCCACGCCCUAAACACGUCCACCCCUCCCCCAAAAAACCCCACUCCACAUUCUCAAGCACAAUAUUUCAUAACAUCCCAAAACGACCUCUACCAAGUGGACCAGUUCGUGCGCUUCUUCUUACCCUGGGGGCUCGGCACCACCGUCAUCGCUGUUUGGCAUUGGGUGGCGACGCUCGUCUGCGUGGUAGGGGCGAAGGUGUUGCAGCCGGUGCAGUGGGUUUUUGCGGAGCUCAGUCGGCCGCUGGGGGAGGAAUUGGAGGAUGGGGAUGGGGUGGGGGAGGAGGGGUUGGAGAGGUUGGGGAUGGAGAGGAGGGGGUUGGAUGUUGGGUUGGGGUUGAAGGCGAGGAGGGUGGGGAGGAGUGAGGGUGUGGUGGGGGAGAGAUCUGAUGAGGAUGAUUGA
Molecule: messenger RNA, 735 nt
Organism: Saxophila tyrrhenica
Lineage: Eukaryota; Fungi; Ascomycota; Dothideomycetes; Mycosphaerellales; Extremaceae
Exons: 2
Coding region: 1-735 (244 amino acids)
Source: RefSeq, a predicted model, not a curated record